This is a messenger RNA of Peronospora belbahrii, 1254 nucleotides long. NCBI's taxonomy places the organism in Eukaryota, Oomycota, Peronosporomycetes, Peronosporales, Peronosporaceae. The record is from the annotation of a GenBank genome assembly.
AUGUCUAUCUCCAAGUCAGGGAGGUGUACCUUUUGCGGUGAGAAUCUGACCAACACGCCCAUACCGAUCUCCGCUGAGUCCAGUGCUUCAUGGGAAGAAGACCAAGGAACGUUUACAAAGCUCAAGCCUUUGCACUGGCGUUUUCUAACAAACAAAUGCCCACGUACCAAAUUCAUGUGCACGGCUUGCGCAGAGAAACGUCAAGUGCCACAGCAAGCUGAGACCACCAAUCCGUUAUGGCCUCAUGAUGUAAGCAAUUUGGAUAGAGUACCAAAUGUACACAAGCCUCACCAGUGGGAAGAGAGGGAAUCCAAAUACCCCAAACUGUCCACUCAACAGAUGAGAUUGCAGCAUCUGGCGCUGGAUAAGGCGCGUCAAGAGCUACCAAGUCAAAACAUACCGCGAGUAAAUCGAAUGAAGCUUCGUGAGCAACAACCUGAACAUGACGAUGACCAGAGAAACAUGCGUAUACAACCUGAUCGUCGUGGUAACCAGAAAGACAUGGGCAAACAGCCAACAAGCGACGGUAGAAAGCACAGAUCGUCACAAACCUUAGUACCUCAGCAAGAACCUGCUCGUCGAUGCAGUUUAAAACAACCAUAUGCAAAGUAUUGUGCAUCUAGAGAGUCGGUGAUGCAAAACUAUCCAUCCAAGUCGAUUGAAAAUGAGACUCGCACUUCCGCUACGAAGCAUCGGACUUCCGUCGAAACUCCUACUCGUCCAAGAAAGUCGAACAGUGGACAACUCGAGCCGUGCGAAUUGGAAAAGAAGGGUCAUCGACUAAGCUCAACCGCUGAUAUCCUCGGGAUGUCUCGGUUACUUGAAUUGCCACCCAAUUAUUUUGGAAUGAGCUCGACGUCGCCAGAGUUUUGUGCAAUGAGAUCACCCGAAGAAGACGAAGAAGACGCACUAGAUUGUAGACGGAUGAAGCCAAGCCGACCUCCGGAACCAAGACAAAACAGAAGUAGAGCGACAGCGACAGUGCCCCCAGAGGAGCACCGGAAGCAAGACGAAACCGAAGAAGAGCGGAAGAGGCGACGAAGCGCUUCGUAUGCCCGCAUGCUCUUGCGGAUGCGACGUCACUAUGAUGAAGUGCAGAUGAAUGGAAGCCAAUCGCAUCCUGCUACAGCUCCACCACGACGGAUUCGUCCAAAGCAACGAUCUAAGUCGGCCGCAGUCCGUAACGUCAAGGAUGAACCCGCUAGCGUUACCAUCGAUCUUGACUACUUGCGUGCUUAUAAGGAUGCUCGAUAG